This is a messenger RNA of Mesocricetus auratus (golden hamster), 5382 nucleotides long. It is a transcript of the gene Hcfc2, whose product is annotated as host cell factor C2. Gene Ontology annotation, biological process: chromatin remodeling; regulation of DNA-templated transcription. Gene Ontology annotation, cellular component: histone methyltransferase complex. The record is from RefSeq and is a predicted model, not a curated record. Gene Ontology annotation, molecular function: transcription coactivator activity; protein binding. Bases 36 to 2192 code for a protein of 718 amino acids. The transcript is spliced from 14 exons. NCBI's taxonomy places the organism in Eukaryota, Metazoa, Chordata, Mammalia, Rodentia, Cricetidae.
GGGGCAUUGUGGGCCGAGGGGCGGGGGUUGGGAAGAUGGCGGCUCCCAGCCUCCUCAACUGGAGGCGGGUUUCCUCCUUCACAGGGCCGGUGCCCCGCGCCCGGCACGGACACCGAGCCGUGGCCAUCCGGGAGCUGAUGAUCAUCUUCGGCGGGGGCAACGAGGGCAUCGCGGACGAGCUGCACGUCUACAACACCGUUACAAAUCAGUGGUUCCUACCAGCUGUUAGAGGAGACAUCCCUCCAGGUUGUGCAGCCCAUGGAUUUGUCUGUGAUGGUACUAGAAUACUAGUAUUUGGGGGAAUGGUUGAAUAUGGAAGAUACAGCAAUGAGUUAUAUGAGCUACAAGCAAGUCGUUGGUUAUGGAAAAAAGUGAAACCCCAACCUCCUCCUUCUGGUUUACCUCCUUGUCCUCGGCUUGGACAUAGUUUCUCUUUAUAUGGUAACAAAUGCUAUUUGUUUGGUGGUCUGGCAAACGAAAGUGAAGAUUCAAAUAAUAACGUUCCCAGGUAUUUAAAUGAUUUCUAUGAGUUGGAACUACAGCAUGGUUCUGGAGUCGUGGGCUGGAGCAUUCCAACCACCAAAGGCAUUGUACCUUCUCCAAGAGAAUCCCAUACUGCUAUUAUAUAUUGUAAAAAAGACUCUGGGAGUCCUAAGAUGUAUGUUUUUGGUGGAAUGUGUGGUGCUCGUUUGGAUGACCUAUGGCAGCUUGAUUUAGAAACAAUGUCAUGGUCAAAACCAGAAACUAAGGGGACAGUACCACUUCCACGAAGCCUUCAUACAGCCAGUGUUAUCGGAAACAAGAUGUACAUUUUUGGUGGAUGGGUUCCACACAAGGGGGAAAAUACUGAGAGUUCACCUCAUGAUUGUGAAUGGAGAUGCACCAGCUCAUUUUCUUACCUAAAUCUGGAUACAGCGGAGUGGACCACUCUAGUAUCAGAUUCUCAGGAAGAUAAAAAAAAUUCAAGGCCAAGACCAAGAGCUGGGCACUGUGCUGUUGCAAUUGGCACUAGGUUGUAUUUCUGGAGUGGAAGAGAUGGCUACAAAAAAGCACUUAAUAGUCAAGUUUGCUGCAAGGAUCUUUGGUAUCUUGAUACUGAGAAACCACCAGCACCGUCACAAGUCCAGCUGAUCAAAGCUACUACCAACUCUUUCCAUGUCAAAUGGGAUGAAGUGCCGACGGUUGAGGGCUAUCUUUUGCAAUUGAAUACUGACUUGCCAUACCAAGCUGUACCACCUGAUUCUUCAGCAGCACCAAAUAUGCUAGGAGGCAGGAUGGACCCUCACAGACAAGGCAGUAAUAGCACCCUUCAUAACAGUGUUAGUGAUACAGUAAACAGUGCAAAAACUGAACACACAGCCAUGAAGGGAACUUCACUGAAAAGCAAACCAGAUUUCAGAGCAACAGAUUCUAAUGCACCUUUGGCACCUAAUGCUUCUAAUAAUAACAGUUGUGUGACGGAUAUGCUAUGGAAGAAUGAAGUUGAUGAAAUAUGUGCUCUGCCUGCAACUAAGAUCAGCCGUGUAGAGGUACAUGUUGCAUCAACGCCAUUUUCUAAAGAGACACCUUCAAAUCCAGUGGCCAGUUUGAAAACAGAACAACAAUGGUGUGAUGUGGGAAUUUUUAAAAACAAUACCGCUUUGGUGAGCCAGUUUUAUUUGCUACCAAAAGGAAAACAAAGUAUGUCAAAGGUAGGAAAUGCAGAUGUACCUGACUACAGUUUACUUAAGAAACAAGAUCUGGUCCCAGGAACAGUAUAUAAAUUCAGGGUUGCUGCAAUCAAUGGUUGUGGAAUAGGCCCUUUCAGCAAAAUCAGUGAAUUUAAAACAUGUAUCCCUGGUUUUCCUGGAGCUCCUUCUACAGUCCGAAUUUCCAAGAAUGUCGAAGGCAUCCACCUUUCCUGGGAGCCUCCAACUUCACCGUCUGGAAAUAUUUUGGAAUACUCAGCCUACUUGGCUAUCCGCACAGCCCAGGUGCAAGAUAAUCCAAGCCAGCUUGUGUUCAUGAGGAUCUACUGUGGUCUUAAAACCUCAUGUACAGUGACUUCUGGGCAGCUUGCAAACGCGCAUAUAGAUUACACAUCCAGACCAGCCAUUGUAUUCAGGAUAUCAGCAAAGAAUGAAAAGGGUUAUGGACCAGCCACUCAAGUGCGAUGGCUUCAAGGUAACAAUAAGAAGGCACCUCUGAGUUGAGUUGUUUCUAUUAAAGCUGUUGUCAUGGUUAUUUAUUAGUGACUGGUUAUAAAGACCUGUUCUUUGAGAGUAUUCUCUGACUGUAUUUCUAGCAGUUAUGAAUUUGAGUUUGUAAGUUGUUCUUAAAAUGUAUUUGCUCACUUCUAGAUCCAAAUAAAAAUAGAAAGAAGCAAAGACUGAAAAUUAGUAUAUGGAUUCUUCCUUACCCAUAAAGCUACUUACAAAGAAAAAAUAACAAAACAAAGAUAAAAGCUGUAAGGUGUAUUGUCCCUUAUCUUUUAUAACGGCUGCAUAACUCAGCCAUCCUGCAGCUACUGAGAGGAGUCCAGUAACUGGCUGUUGUACACCUUGCUGUGGUGAGUGUUACGCAUUGUAAAUGCCCUGCCUGAGUACCCUCUUGACUAUCCAUGAGCAGCGCUCUAUCAGCCAUUUCCAGCGCAUAGGAUUUAUGAUACAACUUUAGUAACCACUUUGUUCCUUUAUUUAUAGUUAGCACAAACUUAAGAAAGUAAAAGAAAGAGAAAGAAAAGUUCAGGAACUUUUUUUCUGAGAAUCAUAGCAAAAUAUGAAAAAGAUAGGGAACAGUCUUGAUUUGUGUGUGACUGGUAUAUCUGACUUUAUCUUUAGCUAAAGCACUUAAUCUCAAUGGCCCCUCAUUUCUUCAUGAGCAGGUAAGGGAGUUAUAAGAGUUUUCCGUUAAGGUCCUUUUCAGCUCUAAAAGUUGUAUUUUCCUUAGAAAUUGAGUGAUUCCCUGAACGUUGUCAUUUGUCAGCAGUCUUAUUGGCUUUAACUGCUUUCAUCACAUUAAAAAUCAAGUAGGUCUUCCUCUUGAAGAAGGAGGAGGCACCUUAACAGGACACAGGUUUUUAAUAUGUUUUUCACAUUUGUAAGAUUUUUGUAAAUGGUCUAGAUGUUUUAUUUUUGCAUUAUUUUUACCUCAAAAUUGUAUACGCUUUUUUAUACCAGAAAUAAAAGCAUUAGACAGUCAGUUCAGACUCCUUACCUCCUUAGAGAUGCGGAUAAUUCUUGACCACUUGACUGCAGGUAACUUACUUUACACCUUCUAAAGUCUCAGAGUUUAACCUCUUAGUCAGCUCGGGAACGAGCAAGUACAGAGCAAUGACUUGAGAAAAGACGUUUCAGGCCGACAGCUGCCAUCACUGCAAGAGACCAGGUCUGACUUGUUUUGCCACACAAUCGCAAUGCCAGUUUAGGGUGACUGAGGAGCUAUGCCCUUCAGCUUUACAUAUGAUAUGCCCAUUGGAGAUGACUCUAAUUGUGAAGAAAGGAUAUAUAUGCCACUUACUAACUUAAAGUGUAUAGAAUAUUUUAAUAUAUAAUUUUUGUAAAGACUGGGAUUUUUAUACUACAGUAUUUGUAAUUAAUGUGUCUCACUAAUUAAAUUUCUCUUGAAGAAAAUAUGCAAGCUAUUAGACACAUGAGUGGUUUCUGAACUCUAAAGAUAAAAAACAAAUGCACUACUCUGGUGUUACUAGAAUACCUUUUUAGGAUACAUGAAUACUUAAUUACUAAAUGGGUACUUUCCAAGCAGUGUUUACAAGGAGCCCUCUGGCUAGUUGUCCCAGCAGCUCCUGUGGGAGAGCUUUCCUCUGCCUCCAUCUCCGUGGGCUUUGCUUCGGGCAGUGCUUGCUUUUUGCACUAGUAGACUUUGAACUUACCUCAUUAUUAUGUUUAAGAUCAUUUGUGUAGCUUCCAUGAUGUGUCUGGUAGGAGCUAACUAUGUCUUAACCAAAGUUACAUGGUAUGCAGAUUUGCACAUCUUGAAUGGUAGACUCUGUUGUGUGUGUGCUCAGCUUAGAAGAACAGUCAGCUAUGGGGAGUGUGCUUCAAGACCAGUUACUUUACUUCAUUAGAGAGCUUUUGCCUUUCAGUCCCUAUCCUCUGCAUUAAUUAACAGUUUACAUCUUGAAACAUUUAUUGUUGAGGAAUAAGUUGAUGUAAAGCAGACUAGAAUGUUGGUUUUGUGUGUGUACUUUUUUAUCUAUUUAGUAUGUGAUUUAGUUUAUUUUGCGUAAAGGCAUCUUCUAUUCUAGAUUAGGAGACAGAUAAAGAGCUCAUGGUUCUAACAUACAACUUGCUUCUUUGACAAAAGGGUGGCCUUUCUAUACCAAGCAAUUUGUUAAAAUAAUAAAUCUUUUUUACGUUGAGAAUUGCCCAAAUUGUAUUUUUUCUUCAUUGGCCUACUUCCUUAAGCAUAAGUCAUUUUUCUGUUUCUGUUACGGGACUGGUGACUGAAAGAUACCCUUAGCAGAUGUGUGCGGCUUUGGUGUUAGUAAUUCAUGCAACGCUAGAACUGUGUGAACAUGAGUAUAACGACUCGUCAUGCUGAUAUGAGCACCUGUAGCUUCUGAGGACUCGCACAUUGUGAAGCUUCAAUCCAUAUCAUGUAGACUCUGUUUUCUUUUUUCCACCAUCUCUCCUUCCUUCCUUCCUUUUUUUCCCGGUGCUAGGGAUUAUCCGAGCUUGGGCCUGGGCACUAGGCCAGUGCUCUAACACCAACCUACAUCACAUCCAGGCAGAUAUUUCUUAUUAAGAGGAUUUACAUUCAGUUAAAUUUCUUACUAUCCUCUCAAAGUUGUAUAACAGUUUCUGUGUCACAAGCUUCUUUUCCUGUGUUCUGGACUUUGGUUGAAUAUAAAAAAGUAAAAAUAUUAUUGAUAUUGCAUGCUCUUAGAAUUAUGUUUUCUGAAAAACUGUAUUGACUUAAUUUUAGUUUAGCAAAUUAUUUUGGCAGUUUAACUAAAAAUAAGUUAUAUAUAAACUCAGUCUGUAUUUAAAGAUUAAAUAAUCUGAUUGCAUGUCUGAGGCACCCUUGCCCCAUAAUACAAUUACAUGUUUAAUCAUCUGUAGAAAAGUGAAUCUGUUCAUCGAUUAUUUCAAAGACUUGUAGACUAGCAAAAAUGGGUUCUGCUUAGAGAGUGUCUGCUAUAACUGAAGGACUUUUAUUUUAAAAUGAUAGCACUUAUAACGUAAAGACCAUUUGUUACAUUCUGUCUGCAGUGAUUAGUCUUUGGAGCUCCUGUAGGUACCUGCUCCUAAUGAGACUGCAAGUAGGCUUGGCCUUUGGCCAUCUGAAGUGUAAUUGUUGUGUUCCCUAAGACUGACUUUAGGCAGUUCUAUGUAUUGUGUACCAAUGAUAUGUAAAAUAAAAGCACCCUUUUGCUAUAAA